CUCCCCCCUAAUCCCCCACACUGAGUCGCCAGGGCAACCAUGGACGGACUACGCCUGCCACCGGUCAUCGAGGAGGUCAUGGACCCUGCAGAUGACAUAUGUGACCUGAAGGUGGAGAGGCCUGGCAUUGUGGACAAGCUGACGGCCAAAGAGAGAGAGUCCCUGGAGGAGAACGAUGAGAAGGAGGAGAAAGAGAAGGAGGUGGGGGUGGGGAACGGAGAGAAGGGCCAGCAGGAGGAGCAAGGAGAGGAGAAGGAGGUGAAAGUGGAGGAGGACGAGGAGGAGGAAGGAGGAAUGUUAGAGGAGGAUGACUUGGAGGAGUUGAGGUCCCAGGUGCUGCAGCUGGUGUUGGAGCUGGAGGAGGCCAGGGAUGUGUCUCAACGACAUGAAGAGAGCUUCAUGGAGCUACAGGGUCUGUUGGAAGAUGAGCGUCUGGCCAGUGCUCACCAGGCAGAGAGCUUUACCAGACAGAUCCAGAGACUGCAAGCUCAGCUGCAUUCAGUCCAGGAGGAGAUGGACUCUCUGGAGGAGGAAAAGGAGAGUGAACUGGGGGAGGUGCAGGAGGAGCUGAGGUCUGCCCAAGAGGAGGUGCUGGUGCUGCAGCAGGCGGGGGAGGAGGCAGCAGCGGAGAGGGAGAACGACAUCGCCUCCCUGCAGGAGGAGCUGUGUCGUCUGAGGGCCGAGCUGCAGCGUCUCCGCACCACGGCCCAAGAGUACGAGCUGGAGAUCACCACCCUGCGGGCCGAAAUCAGUAUGAAGAGCAUGAGGAGGGAGGGAGAGACUGACGGUGAGGUAAGCCAGCUGACGGCGGAGUGUCAUACGAUUUCAGACGAGUGUCAGACCCUGAAGGACGAAAACAAACAGCUGAGCCUCAAACUGCAGCAGCUACAGCGAGCCGGCUCCAAUGAUGUCUACCUGGCCUUGAGAGGGGAGGGGGAGGAGGACCAGAAGGAUGAGGGCGUUGGGCAGGAUGAGGAAUCAGUGAAGGCUGGAGGCUACAUGACCCUGUCUCAGACCCAGGGUGGGCAGACCCAGGGUGGGCAGACCCAGGGUGGGCAGACCCAGGGUGGGCAGACCCAGGGUGGGCAGACCCAGGGUGGGCAGACCCAGACUGGGCAGACCCAGGGUGGGCAAGGUGGGCGCUUGGUGGAUGCCUCCAUCCAGAAGAACAUCUCGUUCGAUGGCAAGCCCAUCACCAACUGGAACGGGGGACCCUCUGAAGUCUUCUCCCUACGAGACCAGCUCAAACUGGCUGAGGAGAGGGCCUCGCAAGUACAGGGACAAUGUGAGGGUUUGAAGGGGGAGCUUGCGGAACUGCAGGGGCUGUUUGACUGCAGCCAGAAGGAGAGGGUUGAGCUGGAUCUGGAACUACAUCACUAUAGGGCGGAGCUAGAGAGGCUGGGCGGCAAGAAGUCACAGGAGAGCGAGGGAGGCUGGAACCUGGUGGCGGUGGUUGCCGUGGCAGCGCUUGUAGUCCUGAUAGUCCCCAGCCUUUCUAAAGCGUUUACCUGAGGUCUACACAGAAAGGAAGUCACUGUACAGGAAAUGACUUUGCCGGUUGCCCAUGGCAACACUGGCAAUGCCAUGCCCCUAUCUCAUGAUGCCCCUGUCAAAUCUCCUCCUCGCUUCAUCUUCCAAGGAGAGGACUACAUCGAAAACGGACAUUUUCACCAGGAAAUACAACACCACAAGGAAGUAGUCCCAUACAUUACUCAAGGAGAAAUACUUAUACCUGUUUAAGCCACUCUAACGAUAAGGACUGCAAUAUCUUGUUUCUCUCUUUAAAGUCCUUCAGUUUGACUCAAUCGGUUUCCCUCUCUACUACUCUUCUCUCUGCGCUUCUUUAGAUAAACUUACGAGUUUAAGGGAACAGCAUAAUAUAACAGGGAUUGCCUCAGAUUUUGUGGCAGUACUGUGUCUGCGUGGGUGUCAAUUGAAAGACACAGUUAGGCACAGAACAUGUCUGAGCAUUUAUUGAUUGGUUGAUGGUUUGAUUGGUUGAUGGUUGAUUGGUUGAUGCUUGAUUGGUUUAUUUACAACCUGUAAAGGUUGAGUUGGGAAAAGCUCAUGCCUUAUUGUUUCCCUUGCACAUAUCGAGUCACUGAUGAGAUGUUUCUCUUUCUAAUGGGCACGUGAUCUUUUCCCAGAUCCUACCCCUCCUUUUGAAUCACUUUGAACAUUGCCAAUGCGAUUUUCUCUGACACACUUUACGUGUCUUUGCGGCUCACAAUUUACUAUUUUAACACUUUUCCUUCUGUUUCUGUUGUGGCAUGCUCUUUUUACGCUUAAAUUAAGUUGUGUGGAGGAGGGUUUGAUUAUAUGAGUUUGAUGUAUUGGAUGUUUGUCUCCUUUGUAAAUGAUUCUCUCUCUCUCUCUCUCUCUCUUCUCUCUCUAUUUAUUUAUUUAUUUGUGUAUGGAACCACAACCACUAUACACAUCUAUACAGAUGAACAAUACUAUCAUAAAUGCAACUUGGUGUAUUCAAUUUGACAGUCCAAAUGAUUUCCAGCUAGAUGUCUAUUUUUGUAGCCAUAGGAAGAAUUGAUUCCCAAGACUGAGGAGUUAUUUAAUGACUGAUUCCACUGUGUUUGGUUCUGCUUAGAAACAGAACUUAACAAGGCUCGUUAUUUGAAACAGAGAGUUAUUUUUGUAAAUAGACAUUGUGCUUUAAAUGUUUUGCGUUAUUUUUUAAAUAUUAAUCGUCACAAGCAUCCUGAAAAAUGACAAACAAUCAAUAUAGGUCACCAAAUUGAAAAGUGGAGCCAGUGAUGAAAUAUGGACCAUUGUUUUCUAAGAUGUGCAUUUUGGGUGUUCUCUUACCUAGUCUUUUCGUCUUGUACUGUUUGCGUUCUAAUCUCUGAUAUCUAUGUUCUCUAACGAUGAUGCCCUCUUCUUUGUUGGCACGAAGCAUACAGUUUAUUCACAGGUUCUGCAACUGUGACUUGCCUGCAAUGCAUGGGACCUUUUCAGUGUCAUUGCUGUAAGCUUGACACAACACAUUCCAAUGAUAGAUUGACCAAACAACAACAGCGAUGUGACACUGUCGUCAUGGAGAAGACGUCUAACCUUUACUCUGCCGUUCCGGCACCUACGGAGUGCACCGAGAAUACUUUUUGAUUCUUACUCUACUUUUGGCAUGAUUUAGCUACCGUGUAAAUACAUAGCAAGAAAAAUAAUUUAAACUCCUUUACGUGACCUGUGGAGCAAAAUGUCAGAAAUGCGCUUUGCGUUGAGUUAGAACCGUGGUGUUAUUUUGGAGCUGCCGGAGUUAAAUGGUCUUUGUCCAAGAACACACAACGACUAUGACUGAGAGAGCAAUCUAACAUAAAUGUUUUCUUUUCUAGAGGAUCGUUUGUGAGAAACGUGUACAGAAUGCAGUAAGCCUUAUAGCUGGUGCCUGGAUUCGUAGUGUGCUUUCAUGACUGACAGUUAGUUGGCUUGUUUCAUAGAUGCAUGUAGGUGAGCUAAUUAGCUUAAUUGCGUGGGUGUGUAGGUGACAAUACAUUGAAAGCGUGCUUAGCCAAUAUUCUUCUGUAUUCCAAUAUCCCAUUGUAGAGUUCUAGCAUUAUAAAUAUGUAUAGGUAAUUAGUGCUUCUAGUUUAUGCUAUGACUCAAUAAAUUACUACUAUAAGUAUAUAAUAUUUGUUUCAAUACAUGUUUCACAAUCAUAACUGUGUGAUGGGCAAUUGAACACUGAGGUGUAGUGAAAAACAUGAACGCUUAUACGUUAUGCAUAGACUAUUGUUUCCACAGUGCAGAGACAAUAUAAGACCUCAUUGGUAGGUAAGUGCAUGCUACAGUGUAUGUAAAAAACAAUAUGUGUAGUUGUGUACCAACAUGUGGUAUUUGUAUUGUAAAUAGGAAAUAGUUUAGCACAGUUAAAUAACAUGGUUUGUUGAUUUGAGAGCAGUUCUAGAUUGAGUAGAGGGUUCUUUCUUAAUUGACUGAACACAGCCAGUGCAUGAGUAGUGUAUAUGUGUGAGACAGUAACAUGUAUAGAUAUUGCAUGUUAGACUUAGUAAACAACUUGCAUGCCUAUAGAUGGGUAGAUCUAGUUCCUGUAGUCACAGUCAUUUCAGCCAAUGUAUUAUGACCAUCUUAAUACAUGACUAAUCAGAAUCAUUUGUGAUUUCUUUCUUACUAUGUCAGUCUCUCUUAGUUGAUUUACUACUUUACUGGGUUGUCACUAUUCAUAUUUUCUCUCUGGUUUCAUACAGUCUCUUCUAUUCUAUCGCACUCUACUCUAUUCUACUUUUCUUCUUCAGUUGUCUGGUCUCUACAAUGAGUAUAGAUUUUUCGGGUAUUUAUCUUCACUUCUCUGCUGUGCUUCAAAUACUGUAAAAUCCACUGACAGUGUCCUGUUUUUGACCCUGCUUCUAUUCCAGCAUGGAAGCUUAAACAGUAAAAGCGAGACAUAUUACGGAAACUAUUCUACAUGUCAAAACAACCUGUGCUCUUAACUAGAAACUGGCUGCUGCUCACUGUAUGUGAUGAUGUGGAGUUUGACCUUUGACCUUAUGUAAAGCUGCAGCUCGUUCUGUAUGUCUCUCUGUCUGGGUCUGUGUGACAUGGCUACUGUCAAUGCCUCUUUUAUGCAGCGCUGAUUCCGAUGUUGCCAUAGUCUGUACUACUGCACCUUGUCAGUCAAUGUCUCAAUGGGCUUUAAUGGGUUAAUGAGAAUAUUGUGAGUAUUUUGGUAAAUAGCCUGUACAUUUUGUAAAUGAACUGAGAAAUAAAAGUAGUUUAUCCUCAUUC
Salvelinus fontinalis (brook trout) is the source of this 4755-nucleotide messenger RNA. RefSeq names its product coiled-coil domain-containing protein 136-like. Lineage: Eukaryota; Metazoa; Chordata; Actinopteri; Salmoniformes; Salmonidae. The coding region runs from base 40 to 1512 and encodes 490 amino acids. Gene Ontology annotation, cellular component: acrosomal membrane. Gene Ontology annotation, biological process: acrosome assembly; single fertilization. The transcript has 8 exons. The record is from RefSeq and is a predicted model, not a curated record.